This is a messenger RNA of Coregonus clupeaformis (lake whitefish), 2120 nucleotides long. RefSeq names its product UI-like. Gene Ontology annotation, molecular function: hormone activity. NCBI's taxonomy places the organism in Eukaryota, Metazoa, Chordata, Actinopteri, Salmoniformes, Salmonidae. The transcript is spliced from 2 exons. The record is from RefSeq and is a predicted model, not a curated record. Bases 538 to 1032 code for a protein of 164 amino acids. Gene Ontology annotation, cellular component: extracellular region.
AGCAUUGUGCAGAUUUACACCUUAACGUAUCACUUAGUUAUAACUUCCACAAUUUGUUUUGUUUUUAGUAAGUAAAUGUGAUGUUUUUUUGCGGUGCAUUCUGUCAUUCCAGUUUCACUGGAGGCAUACCAGCACCUUGCGAAACAAUAACUGGUUUUGUCUUGCGGACUUAGUUAGGGCUAAUGUGACAGGUUGAGGUAGGUAACUUAAGAGUUGUAUGGAAAAAAUAGAAUAUCAGACAAACUGUCAUGCCUUUUCUAUCUUGCAGACCUUGGUUCACAGCAUCAUCAGCUGUGAGCUGUCCUUCAAAACACUUGCCUUAACUUAAAACGGAGUCGCCUCAUUUACAAGCAGUUUAUGCACUUGCACUGACGUCAAUUGAGCUAUCUUGGAUGUAUAUAACAGUUCAGACAGAGGCGGUCUACUACAAUCGCCAUUAGCGGGACUUUUCGGACCGGGUUCUCCAUUGACACUUUUCCAGACUUUUUCAGCACCAGGAGACGAUCAAGGCACCGUUUUGUUCGUCUGUCCAUCACUAUGAAGCCUGUUCCCCUGGUCCUGCUCCUUGCCGCUGUUCUCCUCACCUCUCACAUCCCCCCCAGUGUCUGUCGACCACAGGACCUGGCCAUGUUCAACGAGCACGGCUACAAGAGUCAGCUGGAUGAGGUGUUGCAGAAGGCUGGCGAUGCAGUUUCCUACCUUAUCGGAGAAAAGAUACUGCGUUAUUUGCAGAAAAAUCCCCGGUUGCAAACAGGUUUCCCGCCACAGUUUCCCUUUGAGGUGACGCCUCUGGGCUCGAUGGGUCUUGGUCACCUGGCGCGCAGUUUGCCGCCAUUUGAGCAGCAGCGCGCGUCAGAGGAGGUCAACAGCCUGGAAGACUUCGUGGAGUUGACCAAGAGAAACGAUGACCCGCCGAUCUCCAUCGACCUCACUUUCCACCUGCUGAGAAAUAUGAUCGAAAUGGCGAGGAUCGAGAGCCAGAAGGAGCAAGCAGAGUUGAACCGCAAGUAUCUAGAUGAAGUUGGAAAGUGAUACAAAGUGUCAUCAACAAGGGAGAAAACAUAAAAAAAGAUUUCGCGUCAAAAAAGCCCCUGGCACUCUCCCACGAAAUAGUUUCGAUUUUUCUUUGCAUUUAACCUUUGGUUUCUCUGUCAUUCCUCAUGCCUCAACCUGUGCGUAAACGGAACUUCCCCACCUAUCCAAAAAGCCAUUCAAAAUCAACGGGCUAUAAAAUGAUUGACUACUAGUCUACCAAGACCCCAGCUACAGUGUAUUCAUAGUGGACGACUGGAAUACUGUUCUUUGAGAUAUGGCAUAGUGUGUGAAUACUCCGGAUUUCACACCUCUAUUCUCACAUUUGGAUGUCCGGAACAUUGUAGUAGGCCUACAACAAUAAUAUUGUCAGAAUCAAAUUGUGUUAUAAGUUGCACUAAUGUGGAAUAAGUGCUACAUGUUUUAUUAGUACGGGCCUAACUAAGAUUUGAUGUCAACAGUAGCAUAAAUGGUUGGUACAAGGUUAAUAACAAUGACAUAUAGGCUAAUCAUUACACUGAAGUUUCCAGCAAUAAAUAUCAAAAGAACAAAUGCUAUAGCCCUAUAACACAUUGCCAAAGGAAAAUGAUGCUGUGUAAAUUGAUAUUGGAUAUGCUCUUAUGAUCUUGAAUGAUUUUUGAUGGCAGGUAGCCUAGCGGUUAAGAGCGUUGGGACAGUAACCAAAAGGACACUGGUUUGAAUCCCUGAGCCGACUAGGUGAUAAUUUUGUUUUGUUUAUGGUGAUUAUUCAUUUGCCCUUGUUUGGUUAGCUCACUUGGCAGACAACCAUCCAGCCAGUAGAAGAAGCCUUUUCACAUUGAUCCAGGUAUGCUGGUAUGGGAUCUGGUAGUGCCCAAGCUUUUUUGUGAUACAACUAAUCUAUAAUUUUAUCUGGGACAAAGUGAACAUAUCCUACACUUUACACCACUCCCACUCUCCUCCUAUUUUCAUCCGAGUGACCUGUCCUCUGUGGUACUGCAUGCUUACCUUAAAAAAGAAAAUGCUUCAUAUUAUGUUGACUGUUUUGUCAAAAUCCCAAUCAUCUGGACAUAUCUUAUGAUCCCAUGGUUUAGCAGUAAAGAAAAGCU